Molecule: messenger RNA, 737 nt
Organism: Andrographis paniculata
Lineage: Eukaryota; Viridiplantae; Streptophyta; Magnoliopsida; Lamiales; Acanthaceae
Product: SKP1-like protein 1A
Exons: 2
Coding region: 1-513 (170 amino acids)
Biological process (GO): SCF-dependent proteasomal ubiquitin-dependent protein catabolic process
Cellular component (GO): cytoplasm; nucleus
Molecular function (GO): cullin family protein binding
Source: RefSeq, a predicted model, not a curated record
AUGUCGUCGAGCGCCGGAAGCAAGAAGAUAACGCUGCGCAGCUCCGAUGGGGAGGUUUUCGAGGUGGAGGAGGCGGUGGCCCUCGAGUCGCAGACGAUCAAGCACAUGAUCGAGGAUGAUUGCGCCGAUAACGUUAUUCCUCUCCCCAACGUCACCGGGAAAAUCCUCUCCAAGGUCAUCGAGUACUGCAAGCGCCACGUCGAUGCCGCCGCCGCCGCCGCCUCUGCCGCCAAGGUUGAUGACAAGGUCGCGUCGGCAACCUCCGCCGAUGACGACCUCAAGGCUUUCGACUCGGAUUUCGUCAAAGUCGACCAGGCCACGCUCUUCGAUCUUAUUUUGGCUGCCAACUACCUGAAUAUCAAGUCUCUUCUGGAUCUGACUUGCCAGACCGUUGCUGAUAUGAUCAAGGGGAAGACUCCAGAGGAGAUUAGGAAGACCUUCAAUAUCAAGAAUGACUUUACGCCUGAAGAGGAGGAGGAAGUUCGGAGGGAGAAUCAGUGGGCCUUUGAGUAGCAAAAUUUCCAAUGAAUUAUCUCUAGCUGUCAAUAAGCCUUUACUGGCAGCAAAUAGAUAAAUCUCUUCAACUCUUCCUCUUACUGUGUUGCUAUUAUUAUUAUUACUCUUAGACUUUGUGUUCUGUGCAAGACCCUCUUUCGUUUACUUGUUUUGUAUUGUGAACAUGUGAAUGACUUCACAUUUCCCUAUUAAAUUUAUGUGCUGUGUAUGCCCUGUUUUUA